CUUUUAUUAAUUAUUUUUAAUGAGCAGAAGAGAAUAGAUAGAAAAAGGUAAUUAACCAAAUUAUUUAAAGAUAAGUAAGCAUUACUUUCAAAACCAUGGGUUAAGAAUCAUCCUAUCUUUACAUAUGAUCAUAUUGCAGAAUUUUAUGAAAUGUUCAUUCUUUAUGCUGAACCCAGAACAAAGAAAGCAGAUGUUAGAGAUAUUCUUGUCACAGCAAAGACACUUGGUCUCACUGACAAAUUCCCUAUUAUUGCACAUGCACUUGAUGAUUUAGCUUCUAGUUAUGAUGAUGCAGUUGAUUUUGAAACUUUCAUUUCAGAUUUGACAGCUAAAUUAGUAAUAUUAUUAAACUAUAACUUAGGGUAAUCCAUUUGAUCAAAAAGGUAGAGUUUAAUUAUUCAAACUUAUUGAUGUUGAUGGAAAAGGAACUUUAGAUAAAGGAGAUUUAUAAAAAAUAUCCGAAGAAUUAAGAUUCAAUUUAAAUGAAGAGGAUAUUUAAGAAAUCAUUCAUAAUGUUGCAGGAUAUGAAGCUGAAGAUGUAUCAGAAGAGAAAUUUGAAAAAUAUUUGGGCAAAAGAGUCUAAAGAAGAUAAGUUGAAUAAGAAAUCUAUAGAAACAAAUGAAAAUAAAUCAAAAUAAAAAAUAUUACCAAUAUACC
Messenger RNA from Paramecium sonneborni, 657 nucleotides. NCBI's taxonomy places the organism in Eukaryota, Ciliophora, Oligohymenophorea, Peniculida, Parameciidae. The record is from the annotation of a GenBank genome assembly.